This is a messenger RNA of Alternaria burnsii, 291 nucleotides long. RefSeq lists its product as uncharacterized. The record is from RefSeq and is a predicted model, not a curated record. The transcript has a single exon. Bases 1 to 291 code for a protein of 96 amino acids. Lineage: Eukaryota; Fungi; Ascomycota; Dothideomycetes; Pleosporales; Pleosporaceae.
AUGACGCCCCUUGUCAUUGCGAGUCUUUUACUCCAAGUCGCUUUGAUUGUAGCCUUUCCCACUCAAGCUGCUCGUGGUGCGGACCUCAUCAGUCAACAAAGUUCUGCAACAUCUGACCGAGUACCCACGGGAUGGUCGCGACAAGAUAUCUUCACUCUAGUUAGUGUUUGCGUAGCAGUCAUCGGUAUCUUUGUUGGUGUGCUUGUUGCUUCACCUGCCGUACGCAAUUUCUUAUAUAAGCUAUUGCACUGUGAGUUUACACCAUCUCAAAAUGCACUCUGCUUAAGCUAA